Tetrahymena thermophila SB210 is the source of this 1383-nucleotide messenger RNA. RefSeq names its product cyclic nucleotide-binding domain protein. Lineage: Eukaryota; Ciliophora; Oligohymenophorea; Hymenostomatida; Tetrahymenidae. The record is from RefSeq and is a predicted model, not a curated record. The transcript has 3 exons.
AUGACUACAAUAGGAUACGGAGAUUUCACUGCAUAAACUUAACUAGAAAAAUUACUUAUGAUCUUUAUUGCUUUCUUUUCUUGUGGUAUUUUUGGAUACACUAUUAAUUCUAUAGGUAAUAUUUUGUACGAUUUCAAACAGAAAAAGGAUCUUUAUCUUUAAGAACUAGCAAAAAUAAACAAAUACUUUAAAUAGAAUAAUGUAGAGCUUGGGCUACAAUGUAGGGCUAGAAAAUAUAUUCAAUAUUAAUAUAGCGAUGAAAAUAGUGACAAUAUAAGUUCUAUAAAAUCGCUUUCAAAUUUAUCAGAGUACCUAUAAAAGGAAAUAUAAACAGAUGUCUACAUCAGGAAGUUAAAAAAAAUAAAAGUGUUUUCGGAAAUAUUCACAGAUGAAGUUUUAGUUGAGCUUUCACUUUAAAUGAAAGAAGCAUUUUAUUGCCAUGAUUAAAUAAUAUAAUAAAAUGAAGAAGAAAGUGAUUAAUAUCUUUAUUUUGUCAAUAAUGGAAUCAUUUUAGAGUACUGUUAGUACCAAUAAAAUACAGUAGUUAAAGAAAUACAAGAAUACAGACAGGGAGAGUUUUUUGGUUUGUUGGCAUUUUUAUAAGGGGAUAAUAGUAGGAAAGUCAAGUACAAAAGUGUUGGAGUUUCUUCUAUAUUAAAAAUAAGCUUUAGUAGCUUUAUAAACGUCUUAAAAGAUCACAAUCUUGCUUACUAAAAAUUUUGCUUCAUUAGAGAUGAAGUAAAAUUUUCUAACAAACUGAUAAAAAUAAAUGCUUAUUGCGAUUCUUGUUAGCAAUAGAAUCAUGUACUUGAAUAAUGCCCUUAUCUAUUCUAUGAAGGUAAAAAAUAGGUGAUAUUGAGGAAUUAUUUUAGACAAUAGGAUAAUAUUUAUAAAAAUUUUCGAAGAUAAUCAACAACAAAAUCAUAGAAUGCUCUAUUAAAUUAAAAUCUAAUUUCCAAGUAAGCGGAUAGAUAUUACAUUUCAAAUAUAGAGUUUUUUUCUAUGUGGGAUUUGACAGAUGAUUCAGGCUAUGAAAAUGAUGACGAUCUUAAAAAUUUCUCCUAAUAAAAUUCUUCCAAAUUAGGCAUUGAAAAACAAAAAACUAAUUAAGAGGGAUCUACUGAUAAAAAUAUGAGUUCAAGCAGUAAAAGGGAAUCUUUUUUCCCUUCCGAACAGCACAAAGAAUUAUCUGUAUAGUGUUUAAGUGAAAAAUAAAUUAUUUUUUAAGAAAUCGAAAAAAAUCAUAGUUCCUCAAGUAAAUAAAAAUUAAUUAAUUUUACAUUUGUCAAUAAUUAAUUAAUUUUUUAUAAAUUAAAAUAGAAUUUUAAGAAAUUUAUUCUGGUGAAAUUCCUACAGAAUAACAAGGAAGAUAUUUAAACUUGA